AAAGAUAGUUGGAUUUCCUUUCACCUGCAAGCAAAAGUUUCUGAGAAUCAUCUCCCUUACGGAGAGAGAAUACAGGUACAAGGGCCCAGCCUAACAUCUGGCACAGGGUAGUUAUUUAACAAAUGUUGACUUCACUUUCUUCUCCGUCUUCCUUACUGGGAUUCCAUCUCUUUUUUCUUUGUUUCUUCUUUCUUCACCAAGUUUCCUCCUUCCUUUAGGGCUCUAUCCCUACUAGUCCUCAUUUCCUGGAAGCACAGAGAUAAGCAGCUUUCUCCUCCUCCUUGUAAAACUCUGCCAGCUAAGACUCUGGCAUAAGCCUCAGUGACCUCUACUCUAGACCUCAAUAUCCCUGGUGCACACUUCUUUGAAAUCAGACCCCAUUAAUUAGAACUCCUCACACUCAUACAAUAUUUUAUCAUGGACUCUCACCUCCAGAUUCUCAUUUGGUUUAACUUUAGCCACGCGCAGAGGCAGGGCAAGGUGUUCUUACGAUCAUAACCAUUACUCAAAUGAGGAAUCAAAUGUUCAGGAACGUGACAUUACUUGAACACAGUUACAGAGUGAGUAAGUCUGGGAACUGGGACACAAACACAGGUCCCAGGGCCAAACUCACUGCCCUCCCCGUUCUCCAGCCUGGUGCUGUUUCCUUCAUUUAGAGUGAACACUCACAUGCAGCAGAUGCUGUGGGGCUCCACCUCCAAUCCCUCUUCAGGGCCGACACCCCCCCUCCAGAUGCUGGGCACACUGCCUGCUGAUUCUCACAGCUGCACCCCUCUCUGGAACUGUGGACAAGUGAAAGGCCAACACUGCUCCAGAGCUCCCUGCAGGAUCCUGAAAGCUGCCAGGUUUGGGACGCCUGGAGUGAGAAGCAGCUCCACGAGCGCAGUUGCUGUGCAGGCUGCUCUUCCACUUCGGCCACAGAAUCCAGCAGAUGUGAAGGCACUAUGCUUAUCAGUGGAUUUUCCAAGUUGGAGGCCUCACUGUUGCUUCAAGUAUUACAUGGUAUGGCAGCACCCAUCUGCCGUGUCCUUGUACACUUUAUUAUAUAUCUAUGCACCUCGUCAGGGAAGCAUGGGAACCCGCAGGCACUGCUAGUAGGAAGGCAAGCUGGCCUGGCCAUUCUGGAGAAGAACCUGGCAGUAUACUCGGUCACAUUCCGGUCACACAGUCUGUGAUUUGGGUAUGUAUCAUGGAGAAAUCUUCACUGCAGUGUUAUUUAGGAAAUCCAGGAGCUGGAGACGGAAAGCAAUGUGCUAGAACUAGGUAGGAUGUACACAGCUCAAAUAGGCCCACUGUUAAAUUUUCUGGAAUUUGGCCAGCUGGUUUUUAUACCCCAUUAUUAUUUAAAAUCAAAUUAUAUAAACUUACCACUAAAUAACAUAUAUUUUUUAAGUAAUACUUAAAGCACACUGCUUCCUAGUGCUUUCACUAGACUGAACCAUCAUCUUGGCUUCUGAGGUCACUGAGGCCUACUGCAUCUCCCUGAUGGAUAUCCCAUGUCAUGGUGUGCUGCUGCUGCCCAUCUCUCCUGGUUCUGUGUUCAGGGAUGUCCCACUGGUAGCUUGAAAGAGGCCAUGGUGGGAAUAAUUACACUACAGAAAUUAGCAAACCCUAUUUUGGCUAACCCUGAGAGCUAAUUGUUCAACAUUUACCAGUUCCCUGGAGACUGGUACUACGCCCCUUUAUAAAUGAGAAAAAUGUGGCUCAGAUGGCUUAUGAAACUUGCCAAGAACCACACAACUUGUGACUGGUGCAAACUGGAUUCAGACCCAAGCCUGUCUCAGACCUUGUACUUUACUUUGAUGAAAAUUAGAAGCGAGUUAUAACGUUUAGACUAUAAAAUUCCCAAUACUUUACUACCAACAUUGCACUUAUGUUUUUGAUAUUAAAAAAAAAAAAAAAAACUAUGGCUGCGUGCACCUGAGUACAGUGUGAAAUCAAGAAACGACAGUUUUUAGAAACAUCUGCUUACUGACUGAGCUUCAUUAACUCCUCAUGUGAGAGCCCAGUCCUGAACCACAGGUGCUGUUGCUUACAGUGCGGAAGAAAAAUAAAUGAGUUCAGUUUCCAGGUUAGUGCUGUGAGGUUACAUAAACUAAUCAUUAAACAUGACAGCUAAGAUAUUUUAGCUACUGUUUAACUUUAAAAGAUUUGUUAGUAAAUAAUGAUAUUUGCACACUGGAGGCCUUGACCGUGUCUCUAUCUGAGUCGCAAACCUUUGUGUUUGUAUAGAAGUUACACUAUUUCCCACAUUUGACUUGAAAUUUAGUCACAUUUUCUUCUCAUUGUCAAUUAUCUACUUUCUCCCUCAUUCAGUCACCAAUAAACAUUUAAAAUGAUGAACACAACUUGAGACCAAAAGAGUUGGGAAAAAUCCUUUCUAACAUGACUGAAUGAAAAUAUUUCAUGAAUCAAAUGCUCUCUAAAAUGUGAAUAUGAAGCGAACAACCUUCAGGAUGACUAAAUGAUCAGAUGCAAAGGUGAACUGAAAUGAGCUCCUAACUGGAUUCUGUAGGCCAACAUUUUUUUAAAAAGCAUUUUUAAUAACGAAAAUUUCAAAUGUUUACAAAAGUAGAGAAAACCGUGCAACAAAUCUCCAUGUACCUAUUGUUGAGCUUCAACCAUCAUUAACUCAUGGCCAAUCAUCUGUCACGCCCAUCUUGUUUCAUGGGUGUCUCCAUCCAAACCUAUUUGCCUUUCCAAUCCCGGCAAUGCCAGGGCGUUUCACUAUUCAAUUUAUUAUUUCCAUAUAUAUCCUAAGUGGAUACAUUCAUCUAUGGUAUUCUACACACUGGGUUCCACAAAAGCAAGCAGACAUUUGUGGUGCUGUACAACUAUUUUUAUAGAACUUGCCACCAUACAUUUAUAAAUUAAACCAUUUAAUGUACCAACAAUGCUUUGAGGUAGAAUACUACCACUUUACAGAUGAAGGAACUGAAACACAGAGGUUAGGCAACUUGCCCACCAUCACACAGUGAGUUAAGCAGCAGAACUGAGAUUUGAACCCAGACAAUCUGGUUCCAGAGGCUAUGCCUUUAGCCAUGACACCACAGCCUUCACACAGGAAUUUACAUGCACUACUGAACACUCAACUGCUUAGCCAAAGCUUCUGAUUAGAAUAGUUCCUGCCCUGUUACCCCAGAUCAAUGAAUAGAUACUUUGCUUAAAACACUGUUCAGAUGGCUCUCCUCAUCCCCAAACAAUAUCACAAGUUACUCCAGGGUAUAUUAUGUUUAUAAUUUUGAAAUGUCAGGUUUCAUUUCAUUCAUGACAUCAACACUUUGGAAUUUGCUGAGAUGAAACGUAUGGCACAGUAUAUGAUUAGUUCUUAUAAAUAUUCAAUGUGUGCUUGAAAAGAAUGUAUAUUCUGCAAUUGUUGGGUUCUAUAAACAUCCACUAGAUUGUUAGUCAUGUGUUUAACUUUAUAUACAUAUAAAAUGUUAAAAUUUC
Messenger RNA from Cercocebus atys (sooty mangabey), 3450 nucleotides. RefSeq lists its product as uncharacterized. NCBI's taxonomy places the organism in Eukaryota, Metazoa, Chordata, Mammalia, Primates, Cercopithecidae. The coding region runs from base 670 to 1095 and encodes 141 amino acids. The transcript has 3 exons. The record is from RefSeq and is a predicted model, not a curated record.